AUGGGAGGAGCCUCGAAAAAUGCCGACGAAGACAGUUUUUUCAACCAGAAAACACCCAGAGUUUAUUCGACUCCUCAACCGUCAUACAUACCCAAUCCUUCAAUGAAUCAAUCGGCAUUUGGAUCGUCUCCGUCAAUGAAUCAAACAAACUGCAUGAUGGCUCUACGCUGUCGCGGUGCUACUGCACCUAGUCCCAGUCUACUGAACAGGGCCAACAAGAAAACUCAUCCGCUGGAUGGAGCCAUUAAGCCUGAAAAGGCCAAUCCGCUGGUGGAAGCCGUCCAGAAGAAUCCGCCUCAACUUAUCCGGGCUAAAACGUCGCCCAAAUUGACUCCACCUGCAUCCGCUUUCAACUUUAAAUCCGCACCCAUCGUGUCUCCUCCUUCUCCUCCGGUUACCAAUCUGCCGGAAGCCCCUCUAAAGAAAGCAGCCGAUCCGCCAGUGGCGCCAGUCGAGUCGGAAUCCAGCGACAAGUCCAGUUCAGUUCCUUCCGUCGAACCGGCGGAGGCUCAGACAAUUCCGCCUCUAUUAAAUCCAGCGAUUCAAAAGGAAUUGCAAAAGGCGGAGCAAUACAUCAAGGCGGCCAUGGCUCCUAUUCCCAGCUGGAAGGAGCGGGCCCGUCGCAGCAACACUGUGGAUUUCUCUUCCGGCCCUGGAUCGUCUUGGCGACCGGUCCAGGCUCCAUCGCAGAUGACAAUCAAGACGGAAAACGACCACAAUCUCUUCCAGAAGAACGCCGAGUCACAUUCUACCGGAUUGGGCCGUUCUCUGCCUUCCGAUCCUUCCGGCGGAGGCAUGUGGACCAACAAAUUUCAAACAUCCGCUCGUCGUUCGAGUCGCGACCGAAUUCGACGGCCACAACUCCGACGCAGAGCCGCAGCCGCCGGUCGAGUGCGGAUGACAAUCAAGCCCAGGUCCCAUCCAUCACAGCCGGUCUUCAUUUACAUGAAACAACAGCCACCACCCAAACCAAUCAAACCGAUUGAAGAGCCGGCGAAACCUUCCACUAGCAAAUUGCCUCCGCCGGAAGAGCCGAAACCGGCCAUCAAUAUGCGGAUGAUCCCAACUGCAUUGCCGCAGGCCAGUCAGAUCAACGGAGCCGUCAGAAGUUCUUCCGUCGGAGGGACAUCCGCACUGUCUCCACUGGUCAUUCGGAAGCGGAUUCUGUUGCCGUUCUACGUCAUUCUGCCCAAGCCCUACACCAGUCUCCCUACUGUCAGAUUUGCAAUAUAA
This is a messenger RNA of Daphnia pulicaria, 1233 nucleotides long. Its product is annotated as proline-rich protein 36-like. The record is from RefSeq and is a predicted model, not a curated record. Bases 1 to 1233 code for a protein of 410 amino acids. The transcript is spliced from 4 exons. NCBI's taxonomy places the organism in Eukaryota, Metazoa, Arthropoda, Branchiopoda, Diplostraca, Daphniidae.